UCCAUGUUGGCGCAGCACUGCGGAGCGACUCACGGCGCUUCUCAAGAGCACUAGAUUUUUUUCUUUUGUUUUUCACUUCCGAGGUGGUAAGGACUUUGUGUGAGAACACAAACAAAUAUGCUUGGAUGCACAUUUUGGACCGGCAGACAUACGCUCGGCGUGACGGCUCCUGGGAGAAGGUCACACCGCUCGAGAUGCUGCAAUUUAUUGGGAUUCUCAUCUACAUGGGAAUGGUUGAAGUUCCGCGACUGCACUUAUACUGGAAAACAACAGGAAUAUUCAGAGGCCUUCUACCACCAAAUAUUAUGCCAAGAAAGCGCUUUUCUGCGCUGCUGGCGUUCUUACACGUAUCGGACCCGGAGGACUGUGGAGCUGCAGCUUCUGUCGGCAAAACCUGGAAGGUAUACUGGCUGUUGAAGCACAUCAAUGAAAAAUCAGCAAGUUUUUUCCAACCACGGCGUGAUCUCUCAGUCGAUGAACGCAUGGUAAAAUCUAAAGCCCGAUCAGGAAUAAGGCAAUACAUUCGAGACAAAGUGACGAAGUGGGGAUACAAACUCUGGGUGGUGGCAGACUCAAGAACAGGCUACACCCUUCAAUUUGUUGUGUACACUGGCAAGCGUGAGACACCAGGACCUCAUGGUCUAGCUUUUGACGUAGUCACCAAGCUCUGCACAGAGUACCUUGAUCAAGGGUACAAGAUUUACAUGGACAACUUCUAUACAUCAACGAAACUUUUCGACCACCUCCUUGCGCGCAAGACGUUUGCAUGCGGCACAUCUCGCAAAGAUCGCCGAUGUUUUCCAGCUGAAUUGAAAGAUGCUAAAUGGGAAAGAAGAGCUCAGCGGGGAGAUGUUAGAUGGAUUCGUGAAGGGAACAUCCUCUACAUGCAGUGGAAAGACAGGCGUGCGGUAAACCUGAUGAGCACGAUGCAUACAGCAAACGAGCAUGUUUCGGCCCAACGAAGAGAAAAAAGAGGGGACAAGUGGACUUUGAGGACCAUCAAAAAGCCGCUUCUAGUCCACGAAUACAACGCUGGAAUGUUGGGAGUCGACAAGUCGGACCAAAUUAUUGGAACAUACAACGUCCUGAGGAAAUGUGUGCGUUGGUGGAAGACGCUAUUUUUCCAUUGUGUGGACAUUGCAUGCGUAAAUAGUUUUAUACUCUUCCAAGAACACCGCAAAGAGAACCCAGACGUCCCAGAACUUUCCAGAAGUGCCUACUUUGACCAGCUGGCAUUUAGAGAAGAGCUAAUUCAGCAGAUCUUUGAGUACGAUGGAGCAGCGCAAAGUGGUACCCCCUUCUCACCUCAUGUCCCUGCUUGCCACCAACCAAAAAGAAUGGAGAGGAGAAGAAACUGCAAGCUCUGCUAUCGAAAGACAAAAUCCCAAUCCAGAACAAACGUCUUCUGCGCCACAUGCGAAAUUUAUCUUUGCUUCCUACCUUCACGUGACUGCUUUUCUGAGUGGCACAGCCUUCGGAACCGCUAACUUUGCUGGCCACGAAAAAUACAGAACACGGCGCACAGAACUGGAAGAUAUUGAAAUGAU
Molecule: messenger RNA, 1547 nt
Organism: Ixodes scapularis (black-legged tick)
Lineage: Eukaryota; Metazoa; Arthropoda; Arachnida; Ixodida; Ixodidae
Product: piggyBac transposable element-derived protein 4-like
Exons: 1
Coding region: 126-1487 (453 amino acids)
Source: RefSeq, a predicted model, not a curated record